This is a messenger RNA of Glossina fuscipes, 891 nucleotides long. RefSeq lists its product as uncharacterized. The coding region runs from base 88 to 891 and encodes 267 amino acids. The transcript is spliced from 3 exons. NCBI's taxonomy places the organism in Eukaryota, Metazoa, Arthropoda, Insecta, Diptera, Glossinidae. The record is from RefSeq and is a predicted model, not a curated record.
CAUAAAAAUACAUAUAAUUUUGUUCUUUCGUUCGUUGAAGUCAUCAUUGUGGUUGCAAGCUAUACUUUUGUGGUCGCAAGCUAUACUAUGUUGAUUUUGGCAACGAUGAAAAACGUGAUAUUAAUUGCGAUAUUUCUCCUAAGUGUCAAUGUUAUGGUCGAUGCAUAUGAAUAUUGUAAGGACGAGACAUUAAAAAAAAUAUGCAGACCAGGCAAAAUGCAUUUAGAAUGCGGUGCUCCGGAGUUAAGUACGGAUUAUGAGUGCCAAAGGAUGGCACCUUUGUUACCGAUCACGAAAAAAGUGAAAAGAUUUCUCUUAGAUCUUCACAAUGGUUGGCGUGAUAAAGUAGCUAGCGGCAAUGAGAUUGGAGGCAAGGAAGGUAAAACCUUCCAAAUUGCGACGAGAAUGCGCGAACUUAUUUGGGACAACGAAUUGAAUUUUCUGGCUUCAAAUCAAGUAAAAAGGGGAAAGCAAUUCAAAGUAGAUUGCGUGGCCUCAAAACGUUUGAAUUUCGUUUCCCAAAUCACUGUACGAAGUCCACAUGAAGGCUUUAAAGGAAAGCAAGAUAUUGCUAGCGUUUUUGACGUAAUGCUUGAAAUCCUUAUGCCUGCCUACGAGACGAAGUCAUCAGUACCAGACCCUACAGCUAUGGCAGCAAACUGCACUUCCCAGCCAGGAAGAUACUAUCGAUACUGCAAUUACUUUGUUUGUAAUUAUGAUUUCGAUAAUAAGCCUUUCGAAAUUAUUUACCAACCGGGAACCGAAGCGGCUUCUGAUUGUGCUCAUUGGGGAGCGCAGCCAAGCAAACAAUGGCCGCAUCUAUGCACUAACACUGGCGAGAUAUUUAAAUACGUAUCCAUUUCGCCCGAUCAUCCGUUUGGUCUGGGCUAA